CUCCUUACAGACCAAACAUGUAGUAUACCUUUGAAAUUUCCAACUCAUCCACAGUCAAGUAAACCUCCCAUUCCAUUAUAUAAUAGACCCCUGAAGUUAAUCUUUUUACUCUCCGUUUCCUACUCAACCUUCCGCUCGCCCACUUCUCCGAUCGAUAGCACUAUUCCUCCUCAACAUCCACUCUUUAGGGGUGGGGGAUAAAAAAAAAAAAAAAAAAAAAAAAAAAAAAAAAAAAAAAAAAAAACCUUCUUCCUUCAGGCUUUAUAUUGGAAAGCUUUCAUUUGGGUUUAAGAAUUUUUGUAUUAAAAAAAAAAAAAAAAGAAGAACGAAAAAGAGAGGGAAAAAAAAUUGGGUGAAGCGAGAGAAACCCUAGAUGGGUUUUUACUUUGAAAAAAACAAAAAAAAUUUGAGUGAAAUUUAGGGUUUAGUUUUGAGAGAUUCGGUUCUGAUUGGGAAUUGGGAGAAAGAUUUGGGCUCGGAAUCUGAAUUAGACUGGGGUUUUUGCAGAGAGCAGCCGAUUUGGGGAAGACCGUGGAAGCUUGCGAGAGAAAGAAAACCCUAAAAGUACUCCCCCAAACAUCCUUAUCCGGUAGCAGGUCAAAAAUCUGUGUUUUCAACGGUCGAAAGUUUUGCCAGUCCAAAAUUUUGGAUUUUCAAGGGCUAAGAUUUUCUCGCAUCAGUACGAUCGCGUAUCCUAGUAUAUGACCCCGAAGCAAUUCCAAUGGCUUUUAAUUCGCUGAAGGAUUCACCUACUGGACCGAGGGAGCUGACUGGUGCUGUAGAUCUUAUAAGUCACUACAAGUUGCUGGCACAUCAUGACUUUUUCUGCAAGCGAUCACUUCCUUUGUCAAUUUCGGACACACACUAUCUUCACAAUGUGGUGGGAGACACAGAAAUCAGGAAAGGAGAAGGAAUGCAAUUGGAUCAACUUAUUCAGAGUACAUCAUAUUCCAGAGAUGUUAAUACACGGGUUCAGCCUUUUGACCUAGCAACUCUUGGAGAGGCCUUCCAGCUUAGAGAAAGUGCUCCAAUUGAUUUGCCACCUGCAGAGAAGGGGAUUCCAACUAUUGCAGGAAAAUCAAAGAGUGAGUCCAAAGACAAAGACAGGAAACAUAAAAAGCGCAAGGACAGAGACAAGGAGAAGGACAAAGAGCAUAAGAAGCACAAACACCGUCGCAAAGAUCGAAGUAAAGAUAAAGACAAGGAAAAGAAGAAGGAUAAAAGCGGGCAUCAUGAUUCUGGUGCCGAUCACUCAAAGAAGCACCAUGAAAAGAAAAGAAAGCAUGAUGGAGAUGAAGAUUUUAAUGAUGUUCACAGGCACAAAAAAAGUAAGCACAAAAGCUCAAAAAUUGAUGAAAUGGGUGCAAUUAAGGUAGCAGGCUGAAAUGUUGGCAAGCAAAUACUUCUUUUUGUUUUCACCAGAUGGUAGUUGUGUAGAGUUUUGGAGGUUCUAUCAUCAAAUUGUGAAUUGUUCCAGAAUGACAAGAAAUUCUGAGCUUAUAGCAGUGGGAAUAACCCAAGCCAAACAAAGGAAGGAAGGAUAUUACUAUGUUUAGCUUCUGAACUGACUUAGGAUGACAAGGAAGGUGAAUUCACCUCUUGAGAAAUAGUGGAUUGAAGCAGUCACAUAAUUAGGGCUUAUAUGGAAUGUGCAGAUGACCCUCUCCUCACAGCCUGUACAAGUGAAAGUGAAUAGUUUCUUUGAUAAGAAAAAAGAGGGGGCGGGGGGUUAAAAAAGGAAAUAUGCUUAGUGAUCGGGUAAAAUCCAUGUUUUUUACCUACCAACUUUUGUCCCUAAAGGGUAGCAAGUUUGUGAGGAUUCAAGAAUUGAGGUCUAUGUAAGAUCUUUAUGUAUACAAAAACUAGAACUAGAUGCAGUGUUGUUUUUAGUAAGAAUUUCCAGUUAUGCUCAAUGUAAUUUUAUAUUCUUGCC
This is a messenger RNA of Ziziphus jujuba (common jujube), 1933 nucleotides long. Its product is annotated as mediator of RNA polymerase II transcription subunit 19a. Gene Ontology annotation, cellular component: mediator complex. Gene Ontology annotation, biological process: positive regulation of transcription by RNA polymerase II. The record is from RefSeq and is a predicted model, not a curated record. The transcript has 9 exons. Gene Ontology annotation, molecular function: transcription factor binding; transcription coregulator activity. Lineage: Eukaryota; Viridiplantae; Streptophyta; Magnoliopsida; Rosales; Rhamnaceae. The coding region runs from base 722 to 1384 and encodes 220 amino acids.